Phyllopteryx taeniolatus (common seadragon) is the source of this 4039-nucleotide messenger RNA. It is a transcript of the gene cd164, whose product is annotated as CD164 molecule, sialomucin. The transcript is spliced from 6 exons. Lineage: Eukaryota; Metazoa; Chordata; Actinopteri; Syngnathiformes; Syngnathidae. The coding region runs from base 136 to 726 and encodes 196 amino acids. The record is from RefSeq and is a predicted model, not a curated record. Gene Ontology annotation, cellular component: cytoplasmic vesicle.
UAGAAAGGGGUCACAUGACCUGUCAAGUAGGAAGCGUCUGGUUCAGCGAGCGAAGCCUCAGCCUCGAGCACAGAACGCAAGACGACGAAAUCACCGCCCGUAUCCCGCAGCUAUUUGAAUUAGUCGACCGCAGCCAUGAACGCGAAGCUGUAUUUGGUCGCCGCGGCAGUCGUGGCUUUCAUUGGCGCGUCCGCCGCGUCAGACUCAGAUGGAUGCCUCUCUCUCGGAUGUACCGCUUGUGAAGCCAACAAUGACUGCCAGUGGUUAAACUGCACAUCAUCAUCUGGUGUCAUCGGUUGUCGGAAUGUGACUCUCCUGGAUGCAAACAACACCUGUAGCAAUGCCAGUUGCUCCGCUGGUCUGAACUCUUCGACCCAGAUUCCGUCGUCCGUUGCCCCUACCACCGCAAACCCCCACACCCCUGUUGUCACUACCUUUAACAGCAGCACCCUUCCGCCCAUCACAGCCAAUUCAACCAACACUUCCACUGCUGCGCCUACACCCGGUGUCAGCACCAUCACAGUUGCACCCACAACUGCAUCCACUAAUUCAAGCGGCUCAACGACAAGCGCCCCAGUGACGUCUUCCCCGGCCCCUCACAAGAACUCCACGUUUGACGCCGCCAGCUUCAUCGGCGGUAUCGUGCUGGUGCUGGGCCUGCAGGCUGUCAUCUUCUUCCUCUACAAGUUCUGCAAGUCUAAGGACCGCAACUACCACACCCUUUGAGGCUGUACUGCGUGCUCAGGUCCACACUUCUCAGAAUAAUCCCCACCAACCAAAACGCUCCCGUCCACCCCCCUUGAUAACUCAGUGUUUCCGAGCUCCUCCAUCUUACUUACCUCCUCCUUAACUCUGUUUAAAUCAGUUUUUUCCUGCAAAUUGAUGUUGUUUAAAGCCUCCUCAUAGAAAUGAGGUGGUCAUUGCAGAAGAGGAAACAGUGUUGGAGUUGUGUGAUUUCAUAACUGCAAAGGUUCAGUUUAGCUUUUAGCCUGUUGAGUCAUUUCUCGGUCCCCUUCCCCAAAUGCCGUUUUAUCUUGUAUAUGUUGGUCAUGGUUUAUUUAAGAGGUUAUGAUUAUACCCGCAGUUAACAAGCCAUUUGUCUGGCGGGUGGCUCGAUUUUUGUUGUUUGUCAUGCUGGGCAAAGAUCACCCGAAACAAGUUAUAAAGAUUACAACUGCGCUGAAGAGCAGUUUCAUGCAAUAAAACCUCAAGUCCAUCUCCUGCCCAUCGACACCUUAGAUCCCACCAGCUGUCCGGUUCCGCAGGUGGGCUUCAAAAACGAAAGAUUGUACAGUAUUUUUAGGAAUAAAAAGAACUUGUUUAAUGAGUUGGAAGCAAGUGGCUUGCACUUUUCCUUGAUGCGGACCGUAAUACAAUAGGUGUCAAGUGCCUUUAAAUGUCCAGUGUGGUUUGACGAGGAAACUUGAGGGAAGGAUGAUUGUAUUUCUACCUGCUUGAGUGCAAUGACGUGUAUCCCAGCUGGACUGAAGAGCCUUACUGAGACAGGGAAAGACAAUAGAAGCCUAGGCUUAUUAUUAGUCAUUUAUCCCCUCCUUGCCCCCAUUCAAAGACGUUAAGUUCAUGUAUGGUCUUAAUGACCUCGCACCUCACUUGGUGUUGGUGGAAAGUUCUCGUUCACUCCCAAUCAGUGAGUGUAGCUUUAGUUGUAUUGGAGGAUUUGGAUUAUUGUUGUUAUAGUUAAGAAAAUGUUUGGAAAUGCAAGGUCUGUUUGGCUAUGUGCUGCUAUCUGCGUUAUUUUUGUUUUUGUUUGCUGUCAUGUAGUCGUCCUGUCCAUCUUAGGUUUUCGUGAAGUUCAGGGAAGUCUGAAUGAAGGAAUGUCAAUCUGCUUUUUUUUUUUUUUUUUUCUUCCUUACAGAGCUCGUCGCUGAAUGUUAUGGUGAUUAUUACAUGUUUUGCAUGCUGGAUGCUUAUUUCCUCUCUAUGUAACAAUUAAGGUCAGUGACUCACACCCUGGCCAAAGUGGAUUUAGAUUUGAUGAAUGUGGAUAUUUCUUUUAGCUGGAAAUAACACAAGAAGGGCAAACGACUGUAAGGUCUUGUUUUAAAUGUUUUAAAUUAUCGUAAUCUUUGUCAAAAAUGAUUCAACCCCCUUGAAAUACAGGCAUCCCCAAAAACACAAAAAUAGCCAAGACCCGUUUUGGGACCCACAGUUUUGGAACUUUGCUGUAGAUUAUUAGCUAUCAGGGUCCUUUUAUAAUGUCACAAAAUAUUGAGUUUCUUCCAAAUUGUCAGGGAUAGUAGUAAUUUCAAACAAAUAAGGACAAUAAUAAAUAUUUUUGACUGGUCGACUGCCACUUGUCAUUUCCAGCUAAAAAUGUCUUUUGGCCCCCUGCGAUUGGCAGGCAACCAGUCCAGGGUGUACUCUGCGUCUCUCCCUAAAUCGCUUGGGAUAGGCGCCAGCUCAUCCUAAUGAAGACAAGUGCUUUAGAGUUUAGUUGGAUGUACUUUGGCCAGGUAGUGAAUCAUUUUGGGCGGAAGUGUAUUUGCUCCUAUGGAUUUUUCCACAUUGAAAAGCCACUGAAGUCAUGAAGAGAAUGCCUUGAAACCGUGAGCCAUCUAUGCCAAAUUCCUCCCUUUUGGCAUGAAACUUAAGCAUUGCACUGACGAGCUUUGUUUGUACCACGUUUGUACAGUUCUGAAACCAAUUCAAAUGCUUGUGUAUUAUGAGACCACGCAGUAUAGAAUAUAAACUCGCCUUCAUCAUACAAUCACCAGGUGGCAUUAGGCUACAGCCCAAAGACGCACAGUGAGUUUUUGCCUUAGCUGCAUCUGAGUUUUUGCCUUAGCCGCAUCCCAUUUUUUUGCCCAUAUUUCCAGAAAUACUUAAGUGUCAACCAACGCUGCUGCAUCAUUGGGCCUGAAUUCCUGAAAGAAGACGAGCAUCACAUGCUCACAUUGUUGCUACACCCAAACACGCGUUCAUUGUCGCCUGCUUCUUACUCAACUAUCCUGCACAUCUUCAGGAAAAGUGCCUUAUUCAGUUAAGUUUGUAAGAGCAAAAAAAAAAAAAAAAAACUACAUUCAGCUCCAUGCUUAAUACAAAUGGUCAUCAACAUUUUCAGUCCCUUUUUUUUUUUUUUUCCUCUUUCGUGUGGUUUGCUCUGUUGCGCCUAGCCUUAACUUUGAAAUCAUCUACAUUAUCUGUAUAAAGAGUGUUUUGAAACACACACCUACUGUACAACUUAUUAAAUGAAAUGAUCUUUGCUCUAAACCGCAGCCGUUUUCAUUGUCCCAAUGAAGGUCUCGUUUUCCACCAAGAGGCGGUACAGUUCGGCUCCUUUUGACCUGGUAUGAAUCGCGGAUACAUGAAUAAUUUAACAUCAUAGUAUACCAGAAAGAUGGCAUUUGGUUUGUGGUAAUUAGAGAAAAUUAAUAUGAAACACUACUUUGAAUCACCCUUCCACUCUUUGGUUUUCUUUUCAUUCAAUUCCAUUGGAACAUGAAAGGCGGCGGGCAAUCUGUCGACCAGCAGAAAAGCACCGAAAGCGGUGCUUCUAGCGCCACCUCCCUACAAGCAUAUCAAAUCGUAUUGCAACCCUAAUGAAAAAAGUCCCUGAAAUGCAUGUCCGCCGGACAUGGAAAUGUCCGGCAUAUCAAAACGGUACCCAAACCGUCCGACAUUUUGGAACUAAAAUGCGGAUUGAACUCUACAGCUUGGUGGGAACGAGGCUUUUAACAAAUCACGGGAUGACUUUACAAGCUGGCCAGUAAGUUUUAACAAAAACAAAUCUUUCACUCCUUUGUGUUUAUUUCCAAUGUGUUAAAAAAUGAAAUAAAAUAAUAAAAGCUUUCCCUGUAUGGCCUGAUUUCUACGUGCGUACAAUCACACGCACACACUGGCGUGCCAUCCAUUUGUGUUUCCUUCUCAAGGCCGUCAAUCCAUCUCCUUGGUAUGAUUCCAAUGGCUAUAUACAAAAAAAUUGCCCCUUUUGUUUUUCUUAAUCAUCUAUUUGCAUUGUUUUUCAAGUGUUGCUUCAAGUUGCAGCCUGUUGACCCAAUAAAGUUUGUUCAAACAAUCA